CCAGGAUUGAUUCUCAUCUCACUCACCCGUGCCGACUCCCUCUCACGGUCAAUUGCGUCCUUCGUUGUCUAUCUCUUCUUCCUUGAAACGUCUCAGGGUUGUUCUUUACUGCGGCUACACACAUUCAACACUGUUUGUUCCGUCCGUCUCGAAUCCCCUGCCCAAUUCCAUCUGCCGUACUCCAUUCUCCUCUCACACGCCCAUCCCACCCUCUUCUUCCCCAAAUCCUCCCACUCCUCAUCCUCCUCCUCCUUCUCACCUCACCCCAGUCCAUCUUCACUCACCUCACACCCCCCCUCCUCCUCCUCCACACGCCACGCCACGCCGUCUACCGUCCAGGACAAAGAGACAAGAGACCAAAGAGACUCCACCCACGAUCAUCGCCCAGUGCAACUGCAACCUGCAACCUACAAGCCUGGCCUGUAUCCGUAAGUAGCCCGAUAAACAUUCCCAUAAAGACGUUGUUGCACGCCUCCCCCAGACCCUUUUUUCAAUUGUUUAUCUUUUCGUGUCCCCUGCUUACUGAUUUUUCUUUCCUUCCCCUCCCCUAGGGUCUCGUCUUACUCAACAAUUGGGGUCAAAAGAGCAAACUCACCUCGCUCGGCCCUCUCCCACGACGGAUUGAGUUUCCCAUCUCCGACACUUGAGGCCCGCUCGUCCGUCCGACUCAUCGUCCGCCAACAUACAUCUCACACCUCACACCUCACCGUGAUUGUCGCUCAUCACCGUUACUGUCAUUGUCAUCGUCACAUCGCCCGCCAUCAUGUCUUCCCUCGAUGAGAAACACGCCCCUCCCGACGACGCCGCCGUCGCCGCCGCCGCCACGCCCGAUGCCGAACCCACCACGGCGCCGACCGCCACCUCCACCGCCACCGCCUCCGAUCCCGUCCCCCGCCCCGCCGGAUGGAUGUACCGCGGCUUCCGCUUCCGCGGCAAGGAGCUCUGGUACGCCUCGCCCCGCAUCCAGCUCUUCAUGGUCUCCUUCGUCUGCUUCCUGUGCCCCGGCAUGUUCAACGCCCUCGGCGGCCUCGGCGGCGGCGGCCAGGUCUCGACAAAGGCCUCCAACGACGCCAACACGGCGCUGUACUCCACCUUCGCCGUCGCCGCCUUCUUCGCCGGCACCUUUGCCAACCGCCUCGGCCUGCGCCUGACCCUCAGCCUGGGCGGCCUCGGCUACUGCAUCUACGCCGCCUCCUUCCUGUCCUACUCCCACAACCAGAACGAGGGCUUCGUCAUCUUCGCCGGCGCCUUCCUCGGCGUCUGCGCCGGCCUGCUGUGGACCGGCCAGGGCGCCAUCAUGAUGUCCUACCCGCCCGAGCACCAAAAGGGCCGCUACAUCUCGUGGUUCUGGAUGAUCUUCAACCUCGGCGCCGUCAUCGGCGCCCUCAUCCCCCUCGGCCAGAACAUCAACAAGACCUCCCGCAGCACCGUCACCGACGGCACCUACGCCGCCUUCAUCGUCCUCAUGCUGCUCGGCGCCGUCCUCGCCCUCUUCAUGUGCGACGCCCCCAAGAUCGUCCGCGACGACGGCUCCCGCGUCAUCGUCAUGAAGAACCCCUCCUGGCAGUCCGAGUUCCGCGGCCUCUGGGACACCCUCGCCCAGGACCCCUGGAUCGUCCUGCUGUUCCCCAUGUUCUUCACCUCCAACGUCUUCUACACCUACCAGACCAACGACAUGAACGCCCCGCACUUCAACACCCGCACCCGCUCCCUCAACAACCUGCUCUACUGGUCCUCCCAGAUCAUCGGCGCCCUCGUCAUGGGCUACGCCCUCGACUUCCCCCGCGUCCGCCGCAGCGUGCGCGCAAAGGCCUCCUACGUCGCCCUCUUCGUCCUGACCAUGGCCAUCUGGGGCGGCGGCUACGCCUGGCAGCGCAAGCAGGCGCCCCGCAGCGAGAUCGAGGGCAACGAGACCUACCCGACCAUCGACUGGACCGACGGCGGCGAGCUGUACAUCGGCCCCAUGUUCCUGUACAUGUUCUACGGCUUCUUCGACGCCGUCUGGCAGACGAGCAUCUACUGGUACAUGGGCGCCCUGUCCAACUCGUCCCGCAAGGCGGCGAAUCUCGCCGGUUUCUACAAGGGCAUUCAGUCCGCCGGCGCCGCCGUCUUCUGGCGCCUCGAUGGUCUCGGCACCGAGUACAACACCAUCUUCGGCGCCUCGUGGGGCUGCCUCGCCGGCGCUCUCGUCAUCGGCGCCCCCAUCAUCUUCCUCAAGAUCAAGGACACCGUCUCUGUCGAGGAGGACCUCAAGUUCUCCGACGAGACCGUCGCCGACGUCGCCGCGCCCGGCACCCUCGACGUCAAGCUCGACAAGGAGGUCGCGUAAGCAUGUGAGUGUGUGCGUGAGUGUGUGUGGACAGGCAGAGAGGAGCUGCGCAUGAUGAUCCAGCGAAUGAGAGGGGGAGGGGGCUUAUUUCACGGUUGACGGUUGACGAGAGACGAAGUUGUUAUACCACAUGGUGCUUUGAGUACGGCACAAGUUGUAAUUGUUAGCUUAGAUACUACUUCAAAGUAAUACCCGGCUUUAUCAAGUCGGGAUGUUCAUACGUCUGUCGAAG
Colletotrichum destructivum is the source of this 2561-nucleotide messenger RNA. Its product is annotated as Putative major facilitator superfamily, MFS transporter superfamily. The transcript has 2 exons. Gene Ontology annotation, molecular function: transmembrane transporter activity. Gene Ontology annotation, biological process: transmembrane transport. Bases 764 to 2329 code for a protein of 521 amino acids. The record is from RefSeq and is a predicted model, not a curated record. NCBI's taxonomy places the organism in Eukaryota, Fungi, Ascomycota, Sordariomycetes, Glomerellales, Glomerellaceae.